Molecule: messenger RNA, 3671 nt
Organism: Notechis scutatus (mainland tiger snake)
Lineage: Eukaryota; Metazoa; Chordata; Lepidosauria; Squamata; Elapidae
Source: RefSeq, a predicted model, not a curated record
AUGUCCCCGGCAGGCUGGGAGGCCCUGGUGGCCCUGGCGGCGGUGGCUUGCCUGGCCGAGGGGGUGCGCGGCGGCUACGGCUUGAACAUGUUCGCCGUGCAGACGGCCCCGCAGCCGGAUCCCUGCUACGACGAAAACGGGCAGCCGCGGCGCUGCAUCCCGGACUUCGUCAACGCCGCCUUCGGCAAGGAGGUCAAAGUGUCGAGCACCUGCGGCCGCCCCCAGUCGCGCUACUGCGUGCUGGCCGAGAAGGGCGAGGAGCGGAGCCGCAGCUGCCACCUGUGCGACGCCGCCGACCCCAAGCGCGCCCACCCGGCCUCCUACCUGACCGACCUCAACAACCCGCACAACCUGACCUGCUGGCAGUCCGAGAGCUUCGUGCAGCACCCGCUCAACGUGACGCUGGUGCUGGCGCUGGGCAAGAAGUUCGAGGUGACCUACGUCAGCCUGCAGUUCUGCUCGCCGCGGCCGGAGUCCAUGGCCAUCGCCAAGUCCAUGGACGGCGGCAAGAGCUGGGUGCCCUUCCAGUUUUACUCCACGCAGUGCCGCAAGAUGUACAACAAGCCCAGCCGCGCCGCCAUCACCAAGCAGAACGAGCAGGAGGCCAUCUGCACCGACUCGCACACCGACAUGCGGCCCCUCAGCGGGGGGCUCAUCGCCUUCAGCACCCUCGACGGCAGGCCCUCGGCUCACGACUUCGACAACUCGCCCGUCCUGCAGGACUGGGUCACGGCCACCGACAUCAAGGUGGUCUUCAGCCGCCUCCACACCUUCGGCGACGAGAACGAGGACGACUCCGAGCUGGCCCGCGACUCCUACUACUACGCCGUCUCCGACCUCCAGGUGGGCGGCCGCUGCAAGUGCAACGGGCACGCCUCCCGCUGCGUCCGCGACCGCGACGACCACCUGGUCUGCGACUGCAAGCACAACACCGCCGGGCCCGAGUGCGACCGCUGCAAGCCUUUCCACUACGACAGACCUUGGCAGAGGGCCACCGCUCGCGAAGCCAACGAGUGCGUCGCUUGUAACUGCAACCUCCAUGCCAGAAGGUGUCGUUUUAACAUGGAACUCUACAAAUUAUCUGGUCGCAAGAGUGGGGGUGUUUGCCUUAAUUGCCGACACAACACUGCUGGUCGUCACUGCCACUAUUGUAAAGAAGGCUACUAUCGGGAUAUGACCAAACCUAUCACACACAGGAAAGCAUGCAAAGCAUGUGAUUGCCAUCCCGUGGGUGCAGCUGGAAAAACCUGUAAUCAAACUACAGGGCAAUGUCCCUGCAAAGAUGGUGUGACGGGCAUCACGUGUAAUCGAUGUGCCAAAGGCUACCAGCAAAGCAGAUCUCCCAUUGCCCCCUGCAUAAAGAUUCCUGUUGUUCCUCCUACCACUAUGGCCAGCAGCACAGAAAAGCCUGCAGACUGUGAUACCUACUGCAAGGCAUCCAAAGGGAAGCUGAAGAUAAACAUGAAGAAGUAUUGCAAGAAAGACUAUGCUGUCCAGAUCCACAUCCUGAAAGCAGAGAAAGCUGCAGAAUGGUGGAAGUUCACAGUCAACAUCAUCUCUGUUUACAGGCAAGGGGCGAAUCGGAUAAGGCGUGGUGACCAGAUCCUCUGGAUACGCUCCAAGGACAUUGCCUGCAAGUGUCCCAAGAUCAAGUCUAUGAAGAAAUACUUGUUACUGGGCCAUGAUGAGAACUCUCCAGAUCAGAAUGGCCUUGUAGCAGACAAAAGCAGCCUUGUGAUACAGUGGAGGGACACAUGGGCCAGGCGCUUGAGGAAGUUCCAGCAACGAGAAAAGAAGGGGAAAUGCAAGAAAGCCUAGAGGGAGGAUCAAAGACAAGGAAAGACUGCACAUCCUUUCAUGUCCGAGUCAGAGCAGAUGAGGUGGGAUUAGGGUCACUGGCAAGAAGCUCACUUGGCAAUUUAUAUGCAACUGGGUGGGGAGGACAAGUGAGGAAUUAAUAAUCUGUGAGUUAUGCCCAUUUUGGCCCUCAUAAAUACAAAACCCACACAAAAACUAGUGAGAAGACUAAUUGUAAAUCCCUACUCACCAUAGUAACAAAUAUUAGAUCAGUUACUACUUCCCGUUCUCCAGUUUGAUUUCCUCCCCCUCACCUUUUUCCUCAAAUCAUUUUGGUCUGAAGGAUGAUGAACUGCCUUCAAUUUACCACAUUAACUAUUUCUCAAGUCCAGAUAUAAGAACCAACCAACUUGUCAUUGAAAAGAACGAUAUUGGACAGAAACUAUCCUAUUAUGUCUUCACUUGCAGGAAAUGGAAACAGAUUGCUGUUGGUAGGGAGAACAGACGAACGGGAUUGUUGGCUAAAAAUUGAUCGUGGGACUAUAACUGUAUAACAGUCUGCUGGAUGGUUCUUCUAUCAUCUGCUACACAACAACUUAGAGGACAUGUGAAAUUGCUUGUGCAAUCUGACAUACUAGCCAUUGUAAAUGAGAGCAGUCACAAAUGUGUGAAAUGUACACUAAAUUCUUAUUGUUCAUAUAAAAAAGGCAACUUACUCCUAAAGAAAGGAAGAUGAGAAUUGUGAAGAAGGAUGCAUUUAUGGAACAGUUGAAUGAUGGAUACCCAAUAAGUAGCAAUGCCUAGAAGAACACUAGUCAACACUCAGCUAAAAGAAGGGUCAAAUUACUAGACCUGGCUUUUUAGAAAAUCCUCUUGCAGUGCUGCAUUUGUGAACACAACUCCACCAAGAGAAAACCAUUUUUAUUUUUCUUUCUAAAUUCAUCAAAACAAUGAAACAAAUGCUAUCUCAAAAUAAUAACUGCUUUAUAAAUAAACGGUAUUCAUCCCAAUUGCAUAAAGCAAAAGUUACAUAGAACAGACCCUGUACUGAUUUUUCUCUUGAGAUAACACUGUAUUAAUAUUUCAGCUCCCAGACCAUGGAAGCAUGCCUUAUGAAAGUGUGCAAUGAAAUUCCAUCUCUCCACAUUAGUGUGUCUCGAUUGUGGUCUUUAAUAUCUCAUGUAAGACUUCAACAGUGCCGCUGUCUCCAUCAAGCAUGUUUCUGAACUGCAGAUUAUCUUAUGAACUGGCUGAAUUUGUCAAGAUUUGCAUCUUACCUACAUGCAUGGAUGAAGAGAAGGGAGGGGUGGGAAUCGAAGUUUUACUACUGCUUAUAAAGAUGAAAAAGAGUCCUAGCUAAUUAAUCCUUUUGUUUUAAAGAGCUCACAAUAUGUAGCUUUAAUUUGUUAUGUGUCAAACUUAGUACUGACUAUAAUUUAGAAUGAGGGAAUCAUUCUACCACAUUUUUUCUACAGAAAUUCUCUGCACUUCCUUAAACAGAAAAGUUGACAGUGGGCUUUCUCUUCCACAUUAAGUUCACAAGAAGUGAGCUUUCUGUUCAUACAAUCUCCACUUCCCCUGCAAGCAAACCAGGAAGGCUGAAGGACGAAUAAGUAUAAAAUGGCCAGAUACCAGGGAAGUAAAUGGUAGGGAGAAUAAGAGAAAUUUGCUUCUGGAAAAGAUGAGAAUACUGGCUUAAUUGCUUUGCACCCUGGCAGGAAUUUCUGGACCCUCCCUUUUUUCCCUAUCAGCUAAAUUUCUGACAGAAAAAUAUAGGUAAUAUUCAACUUGCGACCACAAUUGAGCCCAAAAUUUAUGUUGCUAAGUAAGAAAUUGGUUAAGUGAGUUUUGCCCCAUUUUACGACUUUUCUUGC